Haliotis rufescens (red abalone) is the source of this 5842-nucleotide messenger RNA. RefSeq names its product glutamate receptor ionotropic, NMDA 2A-like. The record is from RefSeq and is a predicted model, not a curated record. Lineage: Eukaryota; Metazoa; Mollusca; Gastropoda; Lepetellida; Haliotidae. Gene Ontology annotation, cellular component: postsynaptic membrane; plasma membrane. Bases 829 to 4038 code for a protein of 1069 amino acids. The transcript has 19 exons. Gene Ontology annotation, molecular function: transmitter-gated monoatomic ion channel activity involved in regulation of postsynaptic membrane potential; NMDA glutamate receptor activity. Gene Ontology annotation, biological process: synaptic transmission, glutamatergic; modulation of chemical synaptic transmission; monoatomic ion transport.
CCUCGCACAAUCAUUGACACUGGCGCUAGUUAAGCGAUCGGGCUACGACGUCUUGUUGUAUUGAACGGUGCCGUCAGUGGCCCUUCUAUAGCCGCAGUUAGUUACAGCUUCUUCAGACUGAGAAAACGACUCAAGAGAGUGUGUAGAAAAUACCAGACUUUUCGAGACUUGUGGUUCUGUUUUUUAAGUGUGGAUUCCUUGCUUAAAGAACUCAGGUGUGCUUCUUCCCGUGAUCUUAAGCGAUUGACAACGAGCGAGAGGUCAAUAACUGACAUUAGCGACACGCCGAAGGAUCGUGUUAUGCUGGGACAUAAACCACCACGAGAAAGGUAGAUGCCACGAGGCCAAUCCUUGUGCAAGCUCCGCGUAUCUCUGGCCACACGACUGAGGUAGCGGGAAAGCUGUGCCGAGGCUCAUAUGUCGUAAUACAGCAGGAGGUUUUGUAGUGGCAUUGGCUCCACGUGCUAGAUUCGCCACUUUCCCCUGCCAACACGUCGGGUCAGUCCCCGUCGCUCUGACGAGGAGAACAUACUCCAUACAGAAGGACCAUUAGAGAAGCGCUGGGAUUUAUUGUCUGAGGAAAACGUACUGUGUGAUCGUCGAUAAUAUCACCAGCGUCAAGCCAGGGGAAUGGUGUCUGACAGACUUAUAUUUAGCAGGGAAGUGGAUCCUCAUGGCGUAGAAGACUAAAUCUCUUCUAAUAGCGAGUGGGUUUUCCUACCAGAAGCGACUCUAACUGCCGGGAUAUGUAUCAGAAGCCAAGAUUCCCCUAGCCGUUCUGGAAGCGCCUGGGUGAUACCGUAGCCGAUUCACAAUACUAUCUACAUCAUGCGACUUCCAAAGAAUUUCCUUUCAUGGAUAACAGAGUUUAUAUUUUUAUUAUUGUGCGUGUUAAUGUGUUGUAUCGUCUCCGGAGAGCAUCCCCAUGUGCAACUUCAUGCUUUGAUACCGAGUCACUUUCAUUGGUCACAGAGCUUUCAACGGGUUCUGGUCUCCAAGUUGAUGUCCUAUCGUCGGGACAGUAGGUACCGAGGGCUGUUCAGGGCCAUUAAUCUACACACUAAUGUGACGUUUCUCAAGAAGGAUGAUCCUAAGGAGAUUCUGAAUUCAUUCUGUGAUUAUGUGUUUCCCUACAAUACUACAGCAAUAAUUCACGUCAACAAUCCUUUAUCAUUCAGGAGACGGACUGCUGCUAGUCAGUAUGUGCUAGAAAUUGCUUCUUAUUUUGGUAUACCUGUGAUAUCGUGGGACCCAGAGUACCCAGGAUCUUUGCACACAAUGCAAGAAGCCCGCACUUUACAAAUCGCACCUACCAUCCAACAUCAAACUCAAGCAAUGCUCAAGCUUCUAACGCGCUACAACUGGACAGACUUCGCUGUAGUGACGUCUGAAGUGGCAGGACAUCAGGAUUUCAUCGCAUCAAUCAGAUCAUUUGUUAAACGAACUCACGACGCUCCUGAAUUUACAGCAGAUGGCAAAAGGCCUGUGAGGUUUAAAAUCCUUAAGGAGAUAACUUUAAGGAAUAAACCUAGCCAGGUUCAGGCAGAAGCUCAGCUCAGUCAACUUUUCGAAUCAGAUGCACGGGUUAUUUUAUUACACUCAAACACAUUAGAAAGUAAAAACAUUAUGGAUUACGCCCGUAACCUUGGUCUUACCACUGUGGACUACGUAUGGAUAUUAACCCAGACAGCGAUACCUACGUCAAGAUACGCCUCCAGAUCCUACCAUCUCGGAAUGCUUGGUAUUACCUACGACCACCAGAAAGACGCCAUGGAGACGGCGAUAAAAGCUGCUGUGACCGUGUGGGUGACUGGGAUGCGGGACAUGGUCAACAAGAGAAUGAUCCAGAAGGUGGACCUGCACCCGAAGAUCAACUGUCAGGAUGGGGGAAGGAUGUUCUGGAAUGACGGCGAGAUCAUAUACAAUUUCAUGAAGAACAUCACAGUGACACGGCCUCCGAUAAUAUCGUUCAACAGCUCAGGAGUCCUGAAGUUUACUGAGCUGAAGAUUGUGAAUCUCCAAGUUCGGGGUACAGGCAGGAAGUGGAUAGAGGUAGGCAAAUGGACAAAAGAGGGAUUGGUCAUGCAAGACAUCACGUGGCCAGGGGAGGCAGCAUCACCCCCUGCCGGCAAACCAGAUCGCCCGUUUGUCCGUAUCGCCACCCUGAAGGAAGAACCGUAUGUGAUGUACGGGGAGCCCAAUGGCGACGGCAAGUGUCAGCUGGGAGCCGUGCGCUGUGACAUCUUUAACAGGGACGAGAAGAAGAGAAAACUCACCAACACCACGGUGGAGAAAUGCUGUAAUGGUCUCAGCAUCGACCUUCUUAUCGAUCUCAGUCAACAACUGGACUUUGACUACCAUCUGUUCGAAGUUGACGACGGUCAGUGGGGAGCCAUAAAUAGCGUCACUGGGGAGUGGAACGGUCUGAUCAAGGCACUGACGGAUCAGAAGGCCGAUAUGGUCAUCACGUCGCUGAAGAUUACACCGGAGAGGAACUCUGCAGUGGACUUCUCAGUGCCGUUCCUGGAGACUGGAAUCACGAUCAUCGUAUCCAUCAGGGAAGGGGCCAUAUCCCCCACAGCGUUCCUCGAACCAUUUGAUGUUGCAUCAUGGGUAUUUAUCGUACUGAUAAAUAUUCAUGCAGUGGCAAUUGGGCUGUACUUCUUUGAGAGGUACACCCCUGCCAAUCCUGCAUUUACUGUGCACAGGGAACGUAGCCCAGACCACAGGUUUUCUCUAUUCCGGUCGUUCUGGCUAAUAUGGGCCAUGCUGUUCAGUGCCGCAGUUUCCACAGACACUCCAAGGGGCGUCUCCAGCAGGUUCUUGGCCAACCUGUGGGCUCUGUUUGCGCUUGUGUUCCUGGCCAGCUACACUGCCAACCUGGCAGCCUUCAUGAUCACCAAGGAGGAGUACUAUGAUCUGUCCGGUAUCCAGGAUUGGAGGCUGAAGAACCCGCAGGCAAUGAAGCCUCCGUUCAAGUACGCCACCAUCCCCAACGGCAGCACCGAGACCAACAUCAAGAACAACCACAAAGACAUAUACAACUACAUGAGGAAGUUCAACCUGCCUACUGUGGACGAGGGAAUAAAAGCUCUUAAGAAACAGGAUAUCCAUGCUUUCAUCUAUGAUGCCACUGUUCUGGAGUAUUACGCCGGGAAAGACGAAGAAUGUCGCCUGAUCACUGUGGGCAAAAGCUGGUACGCGAUGACAGGAUACGGGGUUGCGUUUCCCAAAGGCUCACACUGGAUAAACAAAGUCAACAAAGUGUUACUGGAUUUGCAGGAAGGAGGUGAAAUGGAGCGACUACAGAAAUUCUGGUUGGCUGGGGCGUGUCAGAAGAAGGAGAAGACUGGCGUCUCAAGCCACACCCUCGGCAUCCUCAACUUCACCAGCGCCUUCAUCCUUCUCGCCGGCGGCAUGGUGCUCGGUGCUAUACUUCUCAUGCUGGAACAUUGCUACUUUAGGUUCGGUCGGAAGAGUCUGAAGAAGUGGGACACAUGUGGUUGCUGCACCUUAGUCAGUCUGAGCAUGGGGAAGUCGUUGACGUUCGAAGCGUCUGUCAUCGAAGCCAUCAACCUCCACAGAAGAACCAAGUGCACUGAUCCUGUGUGUGAAACACAGCUAUGGAAGAUAAAACAUGAGCUCGAUCUAGCUCUACUCAAAAUCGAUAAUUUACAAAAUAAUAUUGGGGCAAGAACAGAUACGUCAAUAGAAGACGGUAAUUCUCACUGGCGGUAUAACCCUGAUCGACCACGACAGCCAAAUGGUAUUCCAGGCCAGAAUGCAAGACAUAGAGACCGAGAUAAUUUUGACCCAACGCAGGCCCUUGGGGAGCGGCUCACGUGCUACGGCAGUGAAGAUGGGAGAUCAGAUGGGGGAGGUUCACCAAAUGGCAGGGCACAGUUUAGACGGUCGCCUAGCUACACGACUGCAAUGAGUGAGAAUGAAAAUCUAGAAAUACAAGCUUUGUCCAACAGAGUGCGCUAUCAUGAUGGGAAAUGUUAUAUGGGCGUGAAUGAUACAGAAAGUGUGUUCUGACGAUGAUCAUUCUAGAAGGAUGGCAGUGUGAUUCAGGGGAUGUGUGCAUCAUCAUCAACUUUUGGAUACCAGAGAUGAUAUGUUGUUCAAAGGUGUUAUACAUGGAGGUAUGAAGAGAUGGAUGUUUUAUGACUGUUUACGUCGAUAUGCCCAAACCACAGUGUUGGUGGUUCUGCGUUGCCAUGUUGAUGUGAGCCACCGUAACUGCGUGGACUUGAGCGGCCGUUACCAUUUUGAUGUGAGCCACCGUUACCAUUUCGAUGUGAGCCACCGUUACCGUGUUGAUGUGAACAAACCGUUACAAUGUGGACGUAAAACAUCGUUAUCAUGUGGCCAUAAGUCGCCAUUACCAUGAGGACAUGAGCGGCUGUUGCCAUGUUGUUGUGUGAGACGCCGAACCAUGUGGUCAUGAGCAGCCUUUACCCUGUUGAUGUGAACAACCCUAACUAUGUGGCCUCAGGCCAUCGUUAAAAUGUGGACGUGAGUCAUCCUUACCAUGUUGAUGUGAGCCAUCGUUAUCAUGUGGAGAUAAGGCACCAUUACCAAGUGGACAUACAGCAUCGUUACCUUUUGGACAGGAGCCAUCGUUACCACGUGGACAGGAGCGGCUCUUUUCUUGAUGAUAUGUUUUAACUGUAUGCAAUAUACCCGAACCACUGCAUGUGUUGGUGCUUCUGGGUUAUUUCGCAUUGUUUCGAAACGUGCAUAAAACGUGUAUGUGUGAAAUCCCUAUGAGAUCACUUAAUGAGACCACUAUGAACCCGAAUGAGAUCUCUAUAUGAGAGCACUGUACGAGAUCCAUGUGCGAUUACUAUAUAAUAUCACUAUGAGAGCCCUGAAUGAGAUCACUGUAUGCGAUCAAAAUGCGAUCAAUAUAUGAGAUCACCUUGAGAUCACCAUAUGAAAUCACUAUGAGAUCACUAUGUGAAUGUGAUAUUAGUUCAUGACAAUCAACAUAACGCGCUAUGGCAUCAACGUGAAAUGCUUCCAAAAGGAUGACCACAGUCUGGAGCUCUGGGUCACCUUGUGUGUCAAACUUGUGAUCACGGCAAUGAACAUCUAUGCAACUCUCUAUGCCGUGAUGUAUUCUAGUUUGUGAAAUGGUAGUCAACAACGAUAUUAGACCUCUUCCAGCCAGCAGUAGUAUCUACAAACACCAAUAGGAGCGUGUAACUCCUAGAGAGACGAUGGAUGAAACAACUUCAAGAGGUGUGCGUUCAGACAAAUUGAAGGAUCUUGCAAUUCCGAAAUGUUUCGAAAGACAUUGUUUUCUAUUUGGUUUACAGUGUUUGUAUGUGUUGCUCAAUAAGGACUGUUCUGUCCUAGGCCACGAACACAAUAUCAAUUCUGUUUGGAAGUAAGACAAUGUAUUUCAUUUCAGAUGUGUAUACUUUUCUCAGUACGGUACACUUCACGGCCCAGCUGAUAGGCACUGCGAUGACAAAGAUGUGAUUGUCAUAGUUCAGUGAAACUGCAAAAUUGUGCCAUCACUCAUUUAUAAAAGCUGAACCCUUCAUCUCACUAUCAUACCAUUUGUUCGCCAGCAUGACCAGCCUGCUGUCAUGCUGACAUGUCCAUUUUUGCCAAAGCAUUGUUUCUGUUUCUUCCUCUGGCGUCUUCUGAUCUCCCCCAGUGUAUAUAACCCUUCUGCUUGGUUACACCAUCUUUCCCUCCAUGCUAUCGCCGUGUCUAUAUUCUGUGUUUGAUCGACAAAUCGCCACAUCUUUUAGACUACCUAUAAUGACUGUAAAUACAUUUUAAUAUUGGUCCAUAGAGAUACUUUAUUAAUAAAGAUUAUCCAAUA